GGUAACAAACGGUGUCGCACCACAGAGAUGGCCACUGCAUUAUUUCGCUCGGCACACAUCGACUGGAGUAUUUCUUCUGAACUUAUUUAUUCUCUAAAUCAAUCGAAAUCAGCUUUCCAAGCUACCAGAUUAUUGCGAUCUUGUCGAAACAAACCAUACCAGACAAUAUGGUUCAAACCAAUGGUCAGAGGUUCCACUGGAAAAGUGAAAAGUCCUAAGACUUUGAAGUCUUCAUUGUUUACACAGUUCAGUAAACUUUUUAAAAGGCAAUUUCCAGUGACCCUUGGAAAGAGAGGAUGUUUUCAUCCCGGUGCAUCAAUUGGAUCGACAAACUCUAUCAGUUUAAAAAAUGCAAAAGAAGUGACUGGAAUUGAUAUCAUCAGAGCAAUCAGCAAGCAUGUGUGGCCGAAAGGCAAGUGGAACAUCAAAGUGAGGGUUUCAAUUGCCAUCUUGUUACUUAUCAGUUCAAAGCUAUUGUUGGUCCAAGUGCCAUUUCUUUUCAAAUACAUCAUUGACAAUUUGAAUGGCUCAGAGGAAUAUCUCAGCCUGAUUGAUGCUCCUUCGACCAUUAUCACUGUGUCCACAUCAUUAAUUAUUGCCUAUGGUAUAGCUCGGGCCGGUGCCAGUGGCUUUAAUGAACUCCGCAAUGCUGUCUUUGCCAAAGUAUCACACAAUUCCAUACGAGAAGUUGCUCGCAAUGUAUUUCUUCAUUUACACAACUUGGACCUGAACUUCCAUCUCAGUCGCCAGACAGGUGCCUUAUCUAAAGCCAUCGACAGAGGAACCAGAGGCAUCAAUUUCACAUUAACUGCUUUAGUCUUCAAUGUGGUACCCACGACCUUUGAAGUUGCUUUAGUCAGUAGUAUUUUGAAUUACAAAUGUGGGGGACAGUUCACUUUAGUUACCUUGGGUUGUAUUGGCUCAUAUGCAGUUUUUACAUUUCUUAUAACGCAAUGGAGAACAAAAUUCCGGGUUCUCAUGAACAAAGCUGAUCAAGAAGCUGGUACAAAAGCUAUUGAUUCUUUGAUUAAUUAUGAAACUGUCAAGUAUUUCAACAAUGAGUGGUACGAAGCUCAGAAGUAUGAUAUUCUGUUGGGCAAAUAUGAAAAGGCCUCCUUGAAAACAACAACAAGCUUGGCUGCUCUGAACUGGGGGCAAAAUGCUAUCUUCAGUGUAGGCUUGACGGCCAUUAUGUACUUGGCUAGUAAAAAUGUCUUGAAUGGCACAAUGACUGUCGGAGAUAUCGUAAUGGUAAAUGGAUUGCUUUUCCAGCUAUCCUUGCCACUUAACUUUCUGGGAUCAGUCUACAGAGAGAUCCGGCAGGCUCUCAUUGACAUGCAAACGAUGUUUAGCUUGCUUAAUUUGGAAUCUGCUGUAAAGAAUGCAGAAACAGCUCCGACCCUUGAUGUUUCUCGAGAAGAUUCGUCCAUAACAUUUCAAGACGUCUACUUUGAGUAUGUCCCCGGACGUGCUAUAUUUAACAACUUGACUUUCACUGUACCCACUGGCAAGAAAAUUGCUAUCGUUGGUGGUAGUGGCAGUGGGAAGUCUACAAUUGUCCGGCUGUUGUACCGUUUCUUUGACCCCCAGAAAGGUUCCAUCUCUAUAAAUGGUCAAGACGUAAAGACCGUCACGUUGGACAGUUUGAGAAAAGCUAUUGGUGUUGUUCCACAGGAUUGUGUGUUGUUCCAUGACACCAUAUACCAAAAUAUCCAAUAUGGUAAAUUGGAUGCCACAAAAGAAGAAGUCUUUGAAGCAUCUCGCAUGGUUGAAUUACAUCAAACCAUUGAAGAUAUGUUUCCUCAGAAAUACGAAACACAGGUUGGAGAGAGAGGAUUGAAGCUUUCAGGAGGAGAGAAACAACGUGUUGCUAUUGCUCGGACUAUUUUGAAAGACCCUAUCAUAAUUGCUUAUGAUGAGGCAACAUCAUCACUAGAUAGCAUUACAGAGCAGAAUAUCCUGAGGGCUUUGAAAAAGAUUGCAGAAGGACGUACAACAAUUGUUAUUGCUCACCGCCUCUCCACUGUAACUGAUGCAGAUGAGAUUUUAGUGUUGGACAAAGGGACCAUCAUUGAAAGGGGCACACACCAACACCUAUUAAACCAACCGAACUCUAUGUAUUUGUCCAUGUGGCUCCGUCAGUCCAUGAAUCAAGACGAUUAUGAGGAAUUGAUCAAAAGUCAUGAUCAGAAAAACAACUCAUAGGGGACUAUGAAGACUGGUUGGCAUUUCUGAAAGAUCUAACCAAAGAAAAUGAUUGAGUCUAAGAAAACUUAUGAUUAGAAUGUUUUGAGAAAAAUCUGUUGGUAAAGUUCACAAAUAGAAUAAGUCUGUGUGCUGUCGUGUAAAGUGCAUUUUAAUGUUUCAGAUCAGGUUUUUUUUUAAACUUGAAAACAAAAGGCCAUCCAGCAAACGUUUCUUGGUUUCUUCUUUGAUGAAGUCUUGAUCAAGAUCCUGCUCAAAAUGUUAGAAUUCAAUUUUCCGAGCAGCACUUGACAUCUAUAUAUAUAUAUAUUUGUUUUUAACCAUUCCACACAGUCUGUUGCUGCUGGACCUGGUGGUACUAUGUGAUCAUGCUGCUACAUUUAUUAACUCUUCUGGCUAUAACUUUGUUGUCAGUGUCUUAACCUUUUAUCUUCUUUCAUAAAUGCUGUCAGCACUGUAAACUCUGUAGUCAGAAAUUACGCCUUUCAAAGUUCACAGCAGCUGAUUGCACUGUGUCUAAUUGCUACUAUUGCUUCUGUUAGUAAUCCUACUGCCAUACUAUUUUAAAUGUAAAAUAACUUUUUUAAUGUAAAAUAUCUAAUCAUCAGUGAGUUAACCUUUCCAGAGCUCACAAAUUCUGUUGGCAUCAAAUCCCCUGCAUAGAACUGCUUCAGUUAUAGAUGCUACUGUCAGUGUGUUAAUCCUUCCAUAGUCCACAGCCAUGCUGUGGACUAUGUCAAGGCUAACUUUCUUCAAAGCAUAUCAUGUUCCUAAUAGGUUAAUUCUUUCAUAGUCUACUACAUAUAAGUGGAAUAAGUUAGCUGUGAGAGGGUGAUUAGCUUCUGUAGACAACUCCCAAGCACCCUCCGGACCCAUAGUUUGACAUUUUAACUUGUCAGGCAACUUCUUUCUGCCUCUUCUACUUUCACUUCAGGUUGACCAUUGCCCUGUAAGUGAAAUUUGACAGAAAGAAACUGUAUGGAAGUCUGCUGUAUGUGUGUCUUCACAUUGAUGCUGCUUUGGGCAACAGCACUAAUAAUUUUACUCUAGACACAAUCUUAGCUGCUAGGACCCCUUUUUUUCUUCUUGUUGAUCUGCCACUCUUCAACCUAUUUAGAAUCUCCCAGUUUAUGGAGUAACCUUACAAUCCCUAUUUUAGUUAUUACAGCAUUUUAUUGUACAUAUAAAUUUAAGCAAUACCACAAAACCCACUCAAUUCUUCUCUCCCUUAACUAAUGCCUCACUCUAUUAACCAACUCCCUAACUCACUGCUACUAUUAUUCCCCCAUCAUUUGCUGAAACUACAAGACUACGGUGCUACACUUUAUUGCAAUAACAAUAGCAGCCAAUUCUUAGUCUGCUCCUUUUCAGCACACAUAUCAUUACAUUCUUCCUCCAAAAGACUUUACUCAAAAUGUCCUAUUUCCCUUCUUCUUUCACAUCACUAACUUGUUCCACUUUGUCAACCUUUUGUACUUAAUUUUUGCCAACAUUUACCAUCAUGAACUUCCUUAGAUUUUACCGUUUUAUUGUAUGUUGCAAUUUUAUGGGUGAAGUCUUUUGUCUGACAAAUUAAUUUCUUAGACUUUUAAAGGGCUCCUCCAUAGAAUUGCUAUACAUAGUCUUAGGCCAAAUUUGUUCCUUGGGUUUUUAACACCAAUCUCUGAACAGCAAAGUUUAUUGUGUUUUACAUUAGGAAGAGAGUCAUGUUAUCCAUUAAGCACUCAAAACACACACAUGCACAUGCAAAGAUGCAUUCACUCUUGUGUGUUAUGAAGUGAUGGAUUGUCAUCACUCUUCAGAGACCUGAUCAUUGACUCUGAGAAAAGAAAUUUUGUCAAUGACCAAGAUGCAGGUGUAUGAUAAAAUAUUUUUACCCUUUAGAGUACACAAUUUCUAUAAAGAGAAUCAAAUGAAAUUGUUGAGUGUAACAAUUUUAAAGUUUUUUUUUAUUGUUUGUCAUCACUUUUCCACAAUGUAAUUUAGUUUCAAACAAGUACAAAAACAAAUCAAUUUUAUAUGUCUUUAAUAAUUCUGUAUAUAAUUUCUGCUGCUAAUGUGUUAAAAUGGUUGUAGGAAAUACAGUGAUAGUGUGUGUGUCAAAAUUAACAGUAAAAAGAAAAGGCAAAUUUAGAUGUAAAUGUCUGUUAGAACUGGAUGUAUUUAAUAAUGGCUUGUACAUAUAACUUAUUUUACCUGUAAAUUCUAUCAAUGAAUAAACAUGAAAAGGGGGACAGAUUAUAAAAAAUAUUUAAAAAAACA
Octopus sinensis (East Asian common octopus) is the source of this 4467-nucleotide messenger RNA. Its product is annotated as ATP-binding cassette sub-family B member 7, mitochondrial. The record is from RefSeq and is a predicted model, not a curated record. NCBI's taxonomy places the organism in Eukaryota, Metazoa, Mollusca, Cephalopoda, Octopoda, Octopodidae. The transcript has 15 exons. Gene Ontology annotation, cellular component: mitochondrial inner membrane. The coding region runs from base 28 to 2205 and encodes 725 amino acids. Gene Ontology annotation, biological process: intracellular iron ion homeostasis; transmembrane transport. Gene Ontology annotation, molecular function: ABC-type transporter activity; ATP hydrolysis activity; ATP binding.